ACAUGAUUUGUGGAAAAUUGUCACGUAUAUAAAAUUGUAAGAGUCAAAGGGUGAUUUGAAAGUGAAACGGGGUUUUACUUUUUAUUAAAAGUGGAUGAAAAUCUGGACUCUAGCAAAUAAAAGAUACUGUCCAAUGUUUUUCCUUUGAUGGACUUGCUAAGGGAGCUGGUCGACAGUUUUUACUAGCAUGAAUCACAUGUAACAGAAUGUCUAAAGAAAAGCCUACAGGUUUUUUCAGCUCUGUUUUUGCCAGCAACUAUGGGCUUCUUAGUGGGCUGUCUUCUAAAAUUGAAGCAGCUCUCUCGUUAGAAUCGGAUGGAUCAGAUACUGACUCUUUACCCCAGAGUUCAGAAACUUCAUGCACUGGUUCUCCAGCUUUGUCAGUUGAUAAUCAUGAUGUUGGUGCCACUGCUAGGCAGUUUACGCAGGAAACUAAAAAAUAUUCUAAGAAAGUUAGAGCAAUUGGUCGAAAGGACAGAUCUGUGUAUGGACAGCCAAUAUGCCAUCUACCAUUAUCGCCACAGCUUCCCAAAACUCACAGUAUAUGUAGUAGAGAUCCUUCUAAUGAGUCUUUGGAUACUAUUGAUAGUGGACAUGGUAAUGGCCAAAGCAGCCCAUCUGGAUCUAAUGAGCAGCCUAGAAAGUUUGACCCUUUUUAUGUUUUUCGACAUUCAAACUCUGCAGGUAUAGGGAGUGAGUCCGACACUUUUGGAAAUAGCCCUUGCACAAGUGUUGAUUCAUCAGACACAGAGUCCAUUCCAGAAGGAAGGAGUCUUGGGAUCGGUAUAUCUGGGUCAGAUGGCUCCCUACAUUCUUGGACAUCCAGCAUCAGUUGUGAUAGUCGGGCUGAUGACAUCAAUAAUGAGGCUAUGAAAUUCAUGAAGAGUUAUGUGCAAAAUAUUUUCUUUUCCAGUUCUAGUAUUACAUUUGAAGAGAAGGCUAAGUUUGGGGAGUUGUGUCAGUAUGAAGCUGGCAGACUUUGGUUUGCAAGAUGUGUUAAUGGUCAAAGAGUUCAUAACAAAAGGGUGACAGAAAGUACCUUUUAUAGUCUUGUCCAGCAUUUUGCAAUAGUUCUCUUUGAAUGUGGAGAAUCAGAUGAUUUUUCUCCAGCCAAGUCUCUAAUGAAUAUGUGUUUGACAUUUUUUCAUGAAGUGUCACAGGGAAAUAGUCCACCUACCAAAGAAUAUCUGUACAAAUAUCUGAAGGAACAACCUAUAUGGCAUUCACUUCAUUUUUGGAAUGCUGCUUUUUUUGAUGCUGUACAGAAAGAAAGAAGUUUGAGACCUAUGCCUACUAGAAAAGAGAUGAACCAUCUUAGUCUUGAAGACAUCAGAGAUGAGACAAGUUUCCAAGAGAAUAUCACGUUUGGUCAACUAGGAACGUUCACUCACAACAUGCAUGCCUUUGGUUUAAGUAAAGCUUUGUGUCUGGAAUUUCUCAGGAAACAAAGUACCAUUGCCAAUCUUCCAUCAGAACAAGUCCAGCUGCUUCAAGAAAAUAUAGAACGGAUUUACCAAGACAGAGGAAGGUGACACACAGUUCAUCCCAGAGUAUCAAAACCAGUCCAGUUGUUUGUGAAUAACCAAAACUUGCCCUUUAAAAAAUAUCUAAAAUAAAAACAAGUCUAUUAAAUAUAUCAAUAAAUUUCAUGUUGAAACCAUAGAGUAAUACAUGUAUUUAUUUAUGUAUUUUAUCAUGUAUUUUUAUUUUUUGAGUAUAUAAUAGGAUGUAAGCAUUGAAUUGUAUCACUGUUUAUAUUAUUUGAUUUGGGUAGUUGUUUUAGUAUUUAGAGGUGUAUUCUAUUUGCAGUACAUUAACAAUUAUGUAAUUGUUUUUUUUGUUUGUCAUUAUUUAAAAUUGAAACUGAUAAAAUGUGAGUUAAAUGCAGAACUUUGUAUAGCACUACUGUCACAUAUUUAUAAUAGCCACUGUUGUUGGGUAUUGGACAGAAAUCUUCCCAAUACUAGUGACCUAUAUAACGUUAGGUUUAUUGUUGUAUUUUAGACGGAACUUUCUUUGGUACAAUACUAGUGACAUGUGUUUCCUUAUUCUUCUUGGACUCUAGACACAAACCUUUAAGUACAAUACUAGUGAUGUAUAUUACACUGUAUGCUGUUGUUGUUGUUGUUGAACUGUACACAGAAAGCUUUCUCAAGUGCAAUACUAGUGAUAUAUUACAUUAGAUUUGCUGUCAUUGUUUGACUUUAGAGAGAACUUCCAUCUUGACUACAAUGCUACUGACAUGUGCCAUGUUUGGUCCACGUAGUGCUUGUUUUCAAGUACCGAGUGUAGAAUUUCUCAAUGAAAUAAGAUUUUGUCCGUACAUAUCUAUGGAAAUGUAAUGUAUUCUUAAAACACUAAAAGUUGAUAAUUAACCGAAGGAGUCGGUUUCUUAAAACUUUUCCAGAAAAAAAAAUAUUGCAAGCUUUGGAUUAUACAUUUAAUCCUCGUAGUUUGCUCUUAGUGAACACUUGCCAUCCUUGUUCAGAAGCAAUACCUGUUAGUUAUAGUUCAAAAAGUAUUCCAUUACUUUGUCAUUAUAUGUACUAACCAUAUUAAACUGUUUAUCCUAUAGAGAACUUGUGUCACAAGUAUAGCUUGUAUCAAGAUGUUAAUAGGUUAACUCUGUUUACCAGUUGUUUAAUAAUUCACUUUCAUAUAAGUAAUACUCAAAUUAUUUUUAUUUCUUUGGUUAAGCUGGUUAAAAUGCUAAACAAAUUUUUAGGAAUGAUUAUUGUUUGAGUCAUUGAAAGCACCUGGUAUUUCAUAAAUAUUUUGGUGGAACAUUAGUUAUUUAAUAUUGCUCAUUUAAACCUUGUUGUGUAAUUGGUUUUAGGAUUAACAAAUUUUUUAUUUAUGUAUGUGUUGUUGUGCAACUGGUUCUACAGAUUUAAUUGUUUAAUAUUUUCAUGUUUUAUGUUUGACAUUUGGUACAUAGAUAAUAAAUAGAAAGUAUUUUCCUAUACAUAGUUUUAGGUAAACAUGAGUGUAGCAGUGUGAUCUCAUAUUUUGUAUAGUAUAUUUAAAAGAAACCUGUAUUUUAUUAUCUUGAAAUACCUGAAACUUGUUUGUUCAAGUACUUUAUAGUCAUACCUUCAAGAAGUUGACAUGAGAUAUUUCACCUUUACAUUUGCCAAAUAAAGCCACUUGUUUAUUUCAAGAAUAUAUAUAAACAAUUGAUAAAUUACCUUGUUUUAAAAGAAAAAAAAAUGUAUAUACAUAAUUUUUUUAAAGAUUUGUGAUGCCAUAACAUGGUUAUUCUUGAGUGCUAUUUAUAUAAAAGUAAAGUCUAUAUCAACUGAAAUACUGAUUUACAAUGGCUUUUUUAACCCAUUGACUGUGGCUGCUCUAAGCACAUGUAAUUUUUGCAAGCCAUAAACUAUAUAUGUCAUACUUGCAUUCAAAUGCUGGAGGCAGACUGUGUAAUAUACAGUGAAUCAGUAGUUACUGGGUUAGUUUCAAAUCAUAGUUAAUAAAGACGUUUUUUCCAAAUAUAUUUGGAUGUUACAUCAUUUAAAUUUAUUGGCUGAGAAUUUGAAAUGGAUGAUAUCUGUUUUAUGAUUAUUAGUUAUGUUACUGACAUGGUGCAAGAAUAAUAACCUGUCCUGAAGACGAUACAAAAUUAUAUUUAAAUUUGUCAUAAACUAACACUGACCACCAAAAUAUGUGACUAAUUAUAAAUUCAUAACUAUGUUAAUUUAUUGCUUACAGUUGAAAAAUUUUGUUUAUUAAAGGAAGAAAAUUGAACUUCAGCAGUGAGAAAUGCAUCCAUUUUUAUCAACUGUUAAUUUCAGAAAAAACUAGAUUUUCUCUCAAUUUUUUUUAUUAUGAAAAAUUUGGACUAAUUUUAAAUUUAAACUGUCCUCAUUACUAUCUGCUUGAAUGUAUAAGAGUUUCUAGAAGAGAAAGUUAAAAUCAAUAGCUUAACUACUGGAGCCAUCUACAAAUUAUUUUGUAUGACAGCUUAAUAUAUUAUUGUUUUAGAAAUAAUGUUAACUUUAAAUUUUUAAAAUGUUAAAAAUGUAUGACAAAUUGGAUGCUCAUGUACUUUUUUUUUUCAUUUCUUUUUGCAAAGUUUGAAAAACUUAAUAUGCUGUUGUGUUCAUAACUUAUUGUAAUCAGUAGUAUAAAGGUUUAGCCAGUAAUUUAGUAUUCAUUGGAAAUUGUGUAUAUUUGCUUUGAGUUUGUAAUAAUGUGAAUAAUAGUUGUAAGUAAAAAGAGUUGAUAUAUUAAAAGGUAGAAGUCUGUAAUAAACAUUUCAAACUACAUCUGUCCGUUUCUGCAACCUUCUAUUAACAAUCAAUUUGUAUGAUGAUUAAGUGUAUGGACAGGCAAGUCCAAGCUAUUUCUUCUUAAAUAUACAUCUUUAUGGCCAUAAUAAUUACCAUGGGGAUACUACUGUGUGCUAUACUUGUUUAUUAAUAUAAUCCUUGGAAAUCAUGGUCCAUGUAUAUUUAUGUUUUAAUCAUUAGCAAAAUGUAAAAGGCAUUCGUUGAAAAUGGGUACUUUGAAGAAUUUUAAUGUUUUUUUUUGUACACUUUAUUGGUUGAUAUUUAAUUUUGUGUAUUUAUGUUUCAUUUUAUGGGAAUUUAAUCUAUUUCUGUACAUCCAUAUGUCUCAAAUACAGUGCUUUUUUAUAUAGGAGAUAUCUUUCUUUUUCGAAGCCACUGAUUUGAUUUACAGACUGGUUGGAUUUUAGUUUGAUUUAAAAGCGUUUCAAUUAAAUCAGUUUUGUGUACCAAAGGAAUCUUUCUUCGUUUGGAAAAAUUAAUGUAGGAGAUAUUGUAUUACCACUUUCAAGUGUUUUAUACUGUUUGGCAGGGCAUUUCUCUAGAAUUUCAAUUUUUCCACUGUAUUACUAGUACAAAGAAUUUAAAAGAACAGCAGGAUGUCAAUUAGAAAAACCUCAUUUUUAGAUUAACUGUAUUUGUGUUAGAAGAAUCACUUGAAGAAGCAUAUAUCAACACUGUUAAGUAAAAGAUUUGGUAUCUGUGGCUUAUAGAUUAUAUAUUUAUAAUAUGUUAGGUUAGAGUUCAUGAACAUUAAGAAAUAUAUUAGAUGGUUAGUUAUUUUCAAAAUUCUGUUGAUUGUGAAACUAGUUCAUAAGCUCAGGUAAUAAUCAUGUGUUUAAAUAAAUGUGUGGAUGUUUUCUAAAUGUUGUAAGUGAUAUUCCAGUUGAAAUAUGUAAAAGUGAGAAUUUGUAGCAUUUAAAGUUGUUCAAUAAAUAGAAUAUUUACACGGAA
Molecule: messenger RNA, 5243 nt
Organism: Limulus polyphemus (Atlantic horseshoe crab)
Lineage: Eukaryota; Metazoa; Arthropoda; Merostomata; Xiphosura; Limulidae
Exons: 8
Coding region: 207-1532 (441 amino acids)
Source: RefSeq, a predicted model, not a curated record